Molecule: messenger RNA, 2194 nt
Organism: Conger conger (European conger)
Lineage: Eukaryota; Metazoa; Chordata; Actinopteri; Anguilliformes; Congridae
Gene: fuz
Product: fuzzy planar cell polarity protein
Exons: 2
Coding region: 413-1675 (420 amino acids)
Biological process (GO): non-motile cilium assembly; vesicle-mediated transport
Source: RefSeq, a predicted model, not a curated record
AGGAAAUGAUGUAAGACAAUCUCGUUACUGUGGAAACGGAUCAUGCAGUGGAGUGACGCGGAAGAGGCGAUGAAAAGUAAAAAACUGGACUCUUGCGUUUGAUGACAACCAUGCAGAUAUCCUGGUUUGAUUCUGAACAUUGGGAUGGUAACUUUAAUUUCAAUCUUCUUGGAGUGUGCCGACCUAAAAUUGGAGACACCGGGGUUCUUAAACAUACACUUUGUUUUGGGGGAAACCAGAUAAUCAGCCACAUGGAGAGCAGCGACGUAGACAUUUUCUGGACAUUUUCGUAGACGUAGGUUUUCUGGACAUCUCUGCUGAUGUUCUGGCUGCACACAUAUGGGCGUGGGGAGAUAGGUCGUUGUAUAAUUUUUCUAAUUUUGCUCCGUUUCGUGCCGUAUCUCAGUGCGCGAUGCUCCAGGCUGGAUCUUUGCAUCUCCUGUGCCUCACGGCCAGCAGCGGCGUGCCUCUCUUCUCCCGCGGCGUCUCCAGGCAGCUCCCGUUCUCUGUCAUCGGAUCUCUGAACGGUGUGCACAUGUUCGGCGGGGGCCAGGGGGCGGUGCUGUCCUGUUGCGAAACGGACAGCGGCGGCCGCGUGGUCUGGAAGGUCUUCCAGGAGAGCGUAAUGCUCAUCGCAGUGAAUGGAGAGCAGGGCGGUGCCGUAGACGACUUUCAGCUGCGCCGCCUGCUGGAGAACACGUGGAACUGUAUGGUGCUGGUCCUGGGGCAAGAUGAGCUGGUGAACGCGCGCAACGUGGAGCGCCUGAAAAGGGACCUGCGUUCCUGCUACCGGCUCAUCGACCUCUUCCUGGAGGGCGCCGGUGACGGAAUGGGGGACCUGACGCACUGCGCCGACUGCCUGCUGGUCCCGCAACCCGGUCCACUGCAGGAGGCCUUGGACACCUUCACCCAGGCCUCCGAGAGCGAGUUUGGCUGCCUGCUGGUCCACGGCAAGGUUGUGGUGGCUACGGAGAAGUGGUGGCGUCUAGCGCCGCAGGAGGUGGUCCUCCUGUCCGCCCUGGUGCGCACCUUCAGCGGGUCUUCCUCUUGCGACCACCCCGUGUUCCUGCCACAGGGCAGCCCCACCGUGCCUCUCCGCCUCCUCCGUUUCCAGCUGCUGCCGGGGGCGGACCUGUGCGUGCUGUGCGGCCCCGCGCCCUCCCUGCAGACUGCCGAGAGCCAGCUGGUGGCGCGCUUCUGGUGCCCCCUUGUGGAGACGCUGCGCGGCUGCCUGGCUCUCUCAGGGCGGUGCCUGCCGGGUUCCGUGAAGCUCCACGGAGACGUCCUGGGCCUGCUGCUCAUCAACCGGGAGUCCCGCCGGGCCGUCUCCACAGUGACGCCCGGGGACACCCCCCCCGGCCGGCCCCGCCCCGCCCGGUGCCGGGAACUGCUCCGGCUCUUCUACGUUUUCGCGGCGACGCGGUACUUGGGGCCCGAGGAGGCGGGGGUGCCGGGAGAGAGGCGGCAGGGUGACCCCCUGGAGGAGGACUUCACCCUGGGCUUCUCCCACCAGCCUCUGCAGUGUUACCUGGUGACAGAGGAGUGUAAGCUCUUCGGCCUUCAGACUCCGCAGCACCAGCUGUACCUGCUGAUGCCCGUCUCCGUGCCCACCUUCGCCCUGCGCUCCCUGGCCACCCGCACCCUCUCCGCCCUCACCAGCAGCACCGGCUUUUAGGGGGCACAGGUGCCCUCUAUGGUACUCUUCUAAUACUUGAAUCAGAAAUUACUUGCAGGUGUAGGCGCUUGUGUGCCCACAAAGCAGUACAGUCACAGACACUGUAGGUCCAGGUACAGCAUUUGGGCAGGGAAAAGUGUGUGCUCAGUGUGUGUUACUGCUUAUAACACAUUUUGACAGGUUACAACUGCUCUUUGAGGAAAGUGAUGAGCUAUUGGCAAGUACUGUUUUUUUUUUUUUUGUCAGAACACUGUUUUUCAUCGUGGCUAUAGAGUAAAGGAAUAUCUCUUUGUGUUUCCUUACAGCAUUUAUUUCAAUGACAUCCGGAUUAAUUGUGGAUGUUAUUUUAUUGUGGGGUUUUUUGGAAUCUGAAUUAAUUAUGUUUUUGAUUGAAUGUAAUGUAAUCAAAGUAUUUGAAAUACUGAAUAAAUCUGUUAUACCCUCUUUUCAUGUUUGAACCCUCUUUUGAUAUGUGUGAACAAUGUUUGAAUUUAGAUAAAUAAAUAUAAAUUAUUUCCA